GAUAUGUAAACUUGUUCGUGGAGACCAAACAUCGAUAUGAUUGAACAAAAUGAAGGAUCAAGUGGGAUAACAAGCCCAGAUGAACCUAAGACAAUUGUUGCAUCGCCGUCGAGACCUCGUGAAGCGAAAGGGGUAAUUGGAGGGGAAGGUGGGACCUGUGUGCGUGAGAAUGAGGAGAAUAGAAAGAGGCAUGGAGUGGAGAUGCUAGAGACCAGCUCACAGCCAGAGAGUCAUCAAAACUGCAUCAUUGAUAUAAAAACCAAUGGAGAGUCAGUGGAUGAUGAAGAUUCUAGUGAAGAAAAGGUUUGCAGGAUAUGUCAUUUGGGCUCCGAAAACGAGUCGAUAACUUCAGAACUCAUACACCUCGGGUGUAGCUGCAAAGAUGAGCUUGGAAUAUCACAUCGUGACUGCGCCGAGAUUUGGUUUAUGCAUCGAGGCAACAGACAAUGUGAGAUUUGUGGUCAGACUGCAACAAAUGUGAGGAGAAACAGGAGUAGCCAUUUUGCAAUACAUCGGAAUGAGAGGAGAUUGGUAGCAAGCUCAACAGUGUCGACAGUGUCCUUGGACAAUGAGGUUUCAUUAUCCUGUUGCUGGGGGCAGCGCUUCUGUAAUUUCCUAUUAACAUGUACAGUUCUAGCCUUCCUCCUCCCAUGGUUUUUUCGUGCCGAUUUCUUUGGAUGAUGAGCGAUGGUCUUUCUCAAACAUCCUAUCAUCACAUUAAUCAGCUACAAAGAUUCCAGACGUGCAAUCCCGGACCUGGGAAUAAGCAGAUGCAACAGUUUCACACAAGGAAGAAUUGACAAACAUGUACAUAUAUAGAACAGUGCAUAUAAAAAUGCUAACUCACAAUAAUUCUAUAUCAAGAGUAAGAAAAUUGAAAAUAGUUAGCCAGAGAGAGAGAGAAAGAGAUUGCAAUGCAAACAAUAGAAAUGGUUAUAAUUUACUAAACUAUUUACCCUUUCCAUAUUAAAA
Messenger RNA from Cucumis sativus (cucumber), 972 nucleotides. Its product is annotated as probable E3 ubiquitin ligase SUD1. The record is from RefSeq and is a predicted model, not a curated record. Bases 37 to 681 code for a protein of 214 amino acids. Gene Ontology annotation, molecular function: zinc ion binding. The transcript has 2 exons. Lineage: Eukaryota; Viridiplantae; Streptophyta; Magnoliopsida; Cucurbitales; Cucurbitaceae.